AAGGUGAAUCUGCCAAGAGAGACCAACAACAGGUGUAAGUAAGUGUUAAAGCAUGACAAGCCGAAGGAGCGACGGCGAAACAAUCGGAAGUGGAGAGAGGAGCCGGAGAGCCGGAGAGCCGGAGAGCCGGAGAGCGGGCGAUCGAGCGCGAGAGAGAACCCGGAAGGAACAGGUCCUCUCAUCUGCCGGCAGGCUGGCAGGAUCUACGCUAGCCAGGUGAGCACAGGUGAGCAUACCCGGGCCAGUGUACGGUCGGCCGUCGGCACGGCAAGAAGCGCGUGUAGAAGCCAUAGAAGCGAUAGGCCGAGGAGGAGAGCCCUGCGCGGAGUGCAUUCAACUCGGAGGGAAUCCACGUAUCGUGAAUCGCGCGAAUCGCGAAUCGCGUGCGACGAGCGGCGGCGGCGGUGGCGAACAACGCGUUCACAGUAGAGCGAAGGAAGGAUCGAGGAACAAUGUCUGGGAUAUAUCGCCCUGGUGGAUACGCAUUACUGGGAUGUACGAGGCUACAACGUGACUGACGCGCACCGGAAGCAGAGGAAGCCAAAAAUGUCGACGCGAAGGAGGACGUCUACCUUUCCACUGCCGCAUUACUGGCUGAUUACGGUGGUUCUGCUGAUCUUCUCCGUUCAAGUUCAGCGUGUAACAGGAUGCCAGUUUUAUCCCGUCGGGGAGUAUCUGAAAUUCGUGAGGGUACCGGAAAAUCUAGAGAUGGGGACUGAAAUUCUUUCACUGGAGGCACAUCCGCGAAAUCGUCUCACCAUUACGCCGGUCGACAAGGAGGAGGACGCCGGCUUCUUCGCUUACAAGGAGACGAACAAGACGCACGUUUCUCUGAUUCUGGCGCAAUCUCUGGAGGACCUGGUGGACGCGGAGUCGCCGAGGAACCUAUUAAAAUUUCGAGUCUCCUGCGACUCGGGUUCUGGUGACUCGCUGGUAUCGUCGCAUUUGUCGGUGACGAUCUACGUGGAGGAUAUAAACGACCACGCGCCACAAUUUGUCGAUGCGCCUUAUCACGUGACGGUGGACGAGCUUACGCCAGUCGGUGUGACGAUAUUUCGCGGGAUUCACGCGCUGGAUGGCGACAAGCCGAACACGCCGAACAGCGACGUCUAUUACGCUAUCGUGAAGGGGAACGAGCAAGGCAAAUUUUCCCUCGAGUCCGGGCACAGGACCGCCCUGAUACUUCGAAAGCCGGUCGACUACGACAGCGGAGAUCGCGAAUUCAUCUUGGUCAUUACUGCGACCGAUCGCGGCGUUCCUGCCAGAAGCACGAACAGCACCGUAAAGAUUACGGUGGUGGACAACGAUGAUCUUGAUCCCAAGUUCACGCAGGACAUCUACAAGGCGAAAAUUUACGAAUUUUAUCCUAUGCCGGAUUAUCCAGUUUUCACGGAGAUCAACUUUACCAAUCCGAUCCACGCGGCCGAUCGCGAUCGCGACAUAAAUGUGCCGGUGCGAUACGAUAUAAUAUCUGGCAACGAGAGGGGUUUCUUCCAUCUCGAUCCGAAGAACGGUUCGCUCUUCCUGAAACGUGCGAUCGAUCUGGACGCCGAGCGCAGCUUGCCGAGCAAUACGUUCAAUCUCCAGAUUCACGCGUCACAGGUGGACAAUCCAUUGAAGACGACCGUCGCGCGAGUAGAGGUGGAAGUGCUGGACCUGAAUGACAAUUUGCCGCAGUUCGAGGUCGAUCUUUACAACAUCAGCAUCGUGGAGAAUCUGCCGAACGGCUUCAGCGUGCUGCAGGUGAUCGCGCGCGACAAGGAUCAGGGUGAGAACGGGAAGUUCGACUAUCGACUGGAGGAUCCGUCGGGCGCCUUUUCCGUGGGUCCGCAGUCCGGCUGGCUCACCGUAAAGGAUCAGACGGUCCUAGACCGCGAGAAGCGCGAUCAUCUGAAGAUGAAGGUCUACGCUGUGGAGCACAGGCCGAGCGUCGUCGUGACGAGCGACGGAUCGAAGGGAUCUUUCGUGGACGUCGAGAUCACCCUCCUCGACGCCAACGACAACAAUCCUAUUUUCGUGCCGGGUAAUCUCUACGAGCUGGUGACGAGAAGCGACGUGAAGGUCGGCACCGUGUUGGGCCAGGUGCACGCGGUGGAUGACGAUCUAGGUCCCAACGGAUUGGUCCGCUACCGACUGCAGAAACCUGGCAACUCCACGCUUCGGAAGCCGCCGUUCAUAGUGGACGAGAGCACGGGCCUGAUCACGGUGUCGGAGAGCCCGAUACUCGAAGGUAGACACGCGAUCUUCGUGGAAGCGGCCGAUCAGCCAGCGAACCCGAGCGAGAGAAGAUUCUCUUUAGCGGUCGUCACGGUGGACGUUUUUCGAGCGGACGGUCCAAAUUCGUGGCAACCAGAUUUCGUCGGCGCGCCCUACGAGUUCUGGGUCGGAGCGAACGUGCCCGUAGGUACCAGUGUCGGGCAGAUUCGCCUAAAUGACGCUGUCAAAACCAACGACCUUAUCUACGAUCUUCUCCACGGUUACGAGGAGGGCGUUCCAUUUGCCGUGGAGGAACGCUCGGGCACAAUAACAGUCGUGGAGGAGAUCGAGCGCUUCGACCGUUCCAGAUACGACUUCGAGGCGGUCGUCACCGACGAGAGGGAACUGACGCUGAUCACGAACGUUUCGAUCCACGUGGUGGAUCCGAACGACAACAGAGGUAUCUUCACAAAGGGAACGACCACUGCUCCUCUGGUUUUUCAUGUGAAGGAGAAUGUUCCCGGCGCAUUGAUCGGCCAAGUGCUUCCGCACAAUGGCACAGCGUCGGCUAUGUCCGGCACUCAGUUCCUUAUCGUCAAUCAGCAGGAUGUGCCAGAUAUCGCCAUUAUGAACGACGGUUCUCUCUACGCUCCUCAGGGUUUGGAUCGCGAGACGAGGGAGAACUACAGUAUCACCGUCAUUGCCGAGAGCUUGCGCGGCGUGGGCGUGUUUCAGGUGCGAAUAAUCGUGGACGACGAAAACGAUCACGCACCCGAAUUCACGUUGUCCGCCUACGAAGGUCGGAUUAUGGAGAACAGUCCUGCGGGAACGGAAGUUACUUUGACAAAUCCGAUUGCGGCGAGCGAUAAGGACGAGGGUGAAAAUCGGGACUUUACGUUUGCACUGCGAGGCGACGAUAGCAAUCUGUUCAGGAUAGAUUCGAUAACGGGCCAAGUUUAUUUCGAGGGUAUCGACGACAGGACCUUGGAUCGCGAGACAAGGGCGAGCUACGAAUUCCAAGUUACCGCCACUGACAACGGUGGCUUGCAGUCGGAGAGCACUUUAAGGAUAACGGUGCUUGAUGUGAAUGACAAUCCUCCGAAAUUCAUACGGAUGGUAGUCUUGCCAGAUCAGGGAGUGCGCGUAUCGUAUAAUCCGAGUGACGAUACGUCCGUCGAGAAGGACGAGAUAGGGGACGGAGGAGUCGAAAAUUCGGUGGACGGCGGGCGACGUUCGCCGUUACUGUUAGUGCCGGAAAACACGACGAUUGGCGUGCCGAUAAUACGUCUGCUGGCGGACGACAAGGACGAAGGCGCGAACGCAGCGAUAACGUACAGUCUAGGGAACGAGACGACUUCCAGCGGGGUUCGAUCGCGUCGUUACGAUGCGACCAGCCGCCGUUACUUCCAUCUCGAUUCGCGCACCGCCGAGAUAUCCGUCGCCCGGAGCCUACCGCCGGAGAAGGACAUCCGGCUGUUUAUCUUGGCGAGGGACACUGACGGCCUCGUGGAUAACAUCACCGUCAGGAUCCACGUGACGGACAUGAACGAUCACGCGCCAGUCUUCGAUAAGUCCUGGUACACCUUCGACGUGGCCGAGGGUACUUACACCAGUCACGCUGUCGGCACGGUGCAAGCGUUCGACGCCGACUUUGGCGAGAAUGCCCAUAUCAAUUACGAGCUGAUUACCAGCCACGAGGAUUCGAAGCGAAUCGGCAACGCGUCGCGCUCGUUCGAGGUGGACCCGUACGAGGGAGUGAUACGAGUGAGCGGGACUCUCGAUCGAGAGAGGGCUACGACUCAUCGUCUUCUCGUGAUCGCUCGCGAUCGAGGCAUACCGAGUCUGAGUUCCUCCGUGGAAGUGGAGAUAAAUGUGCUGGACGUGAAUGACAACGCGCCAACGUUCCACGGCUACGACGAGCUAGACGAGGAUGAUCAGGUGCCGGUCUACCGGGUUUCCGUCCUGGAGAACAGUUCAAUUGGCACGCAAGUUGCCAAGGUAUACGCGAAUGACAGUGACUUCGCCGGCAAUGGAAACGGACUGAUCCUGUUCGAUCUCAACUAUCAAGAUCACGCGGACAAACAGUAUUUCGCGGUGGACAGUAAGGAGGGUGUCAUCACGACUAUCGCCAAGCUCGACUACGAGACCAAGAGCAACCAUCGUUUGAUCGUCACGGCGAGUGAUCUCGGCUCACCGAUCAGUUUGACCUCUUCGGCCGUGGUCCUCGUCACGGUGUUGAAUGUCGACGACGAUGACGAGGAGGCGGACAACGAAGUGCACAAGAUGCCAACCUUCCGACAUCGAUAUUACGAAGUGGAGGUCGACGAGAACGCUUCUGUUCCGUUGUUGAUCACGCAGUUCGAUCUCACCGAUGAUCGCCAUAGCGAUUAUAUAAGAUACAGCGUCGUGGCUGACGGUUCUGACGGCAGGGAGCAUUUCUCGGUCGAUCCUAAGAACGGUUCCUUAUAUCUGAUGACAGAGAUCGAUCGGGAGGCCAGAGAUCGAUACGAGGUGAAGGUCAGGGUUGAUCGACUCAAGCUCGGUCGUGGUAUGCCGGUGAUGAUCUAUCCGGUCGUCGGUGAGAGACUGAAUGGACUGGCGCCUAAUGAAGCCAAAGUGGUCGUCAGAGUAAAGGACGUGAACGACAACGCGCCCAGAUUCAAGACAAAGGACAGGCCCAUUCUCGCCGCUAUACCCACUACUGCUCAUUACGGUUACGAGGUCGUCAAAGUGGAGGCCGAGGAUCCGGACCUGGGGAUAAAUGGUGAGAUACGCUACCAAAUUCUUGGCCGGGAGGACGCCCCGCGUUUCGCCAUUGACCCACUCAGCGGUCAAGUGCGAUCCGUGGCGAGUUUUGGCCGCGACGCCGGUCGCGUCUUCGGUUUCGACGUCAAGGCCACUGACAGGCAGGGCGCCGAGAGCGGGCGCAGCAGCAUCGCCAACGUUUUCGUGUACGUGUUGGACGAUCAGAAGCAAGUUGUCAUGGUCAUGGGUCGGAAGCCUAUCGAGAUCGAGCCGGAGCUCGAGAACAUCACUAUCGCGCUGCAGAAUGUCACCGGCUUGGACGUGCGGGUGAGAAAGCUGGAGCCCCACAUCGAGAAGAAUUUGAUCGACGGAGCCUCUACCGACGUUUACCUGUACGCGAUCGAUCCUCAUCUCAAUGUCAUGGUAGACAUGCAAACUUUGCACAGCGUUUUUAAUAACAAGAAAGCGGACAUAAAACGCGAACUGGACGAAUAUCGCGUACUGGAGAUCGCUGGUAACGCUCCACGCAGAAAUAAUCAGCGUUACCUGCUGUCCACUCUCGAAGUCGGUGUCGUGGUACUCGGCUGCGUGGUCUUCGUAGGCGCCCUCGUGACCGCCCUAUGCGUUACCUGCGUUCGUCGUAAUAAACGUCGUAGACGACGAGACAAGGCCAUGUUCUCGACGGUUGGCCCAGUCGGAUUUGCUCUGACGGACCCCGCCGGCACCCUGCAAAAGCCGCCGCUCUUUCCAACCUUCGUCGACGGUCUCCAUUACGACCCCGAACCCUUCUGCACCGAGAUGCCCAGGCGACAGAGCAUGUGCGAGCACGGCAAUUGCGUCCGCUUUCACACAAUGGGCGGAGGCGGAAAACACGUGGUAAGGUCAACUGGUACCUUGAAAGGCCUCGAGGCAUCUGCAACAUCCUUACAUUCCAGUGGUCAGGACUCUGGUAUCGUGGCGCGCACCUCUUGUCAUUGCAGUCACUCGUCCAGUCCUUCUAGUGGCGAGAGCAGCAACGGGUACGAAGAUUCGCUCAAGUCCCUUCAACGUCGCGAGAGAUGCAAUGACGUCUCGCGUGGCAGCCACGAUACCUCCAGCGUGGUCGGGAGACGUGCAACGGCGGCGAAACGACGGCAACGCUUCCAUUCCUUCUCGAACGCCGAAUCCGUUUAUACCCACGAGAUGACCCUGCAGCGCGAGCAGCAGCAGCAGCAGCAGCACUGCUGCAUCGGCACCGAGAAGAGACGGAAAGCGGAGCAUCGCCGCGCUCAUUCCGAAGCGGAGAACAAUAUCACCGAGACGGUGAUACACGAGCACCCGGGUACGGAGAUAUCGUUAGCUAGCUCCCUACCGAACACAACGACUAUUCACGGUAGGUCGAUACUGACGGAAGCAAGGGAGGUGCUAAACGUGGAGAACAGGUACAUCAAGAACCAGCCACAUGCUCUACUAGCGUCUACUUGUAAAAAGAGGAGGGACUUCCAGGGAGCACAACGGGAUACAACGACAGCGAACAUCCUUAUUCGAUAAUUUAAUGCUUUCCUUUGCAAAUUCGCGUAUAAAUUGUUGUUGUACGUCGCGUGCUCACGACGUCGUUUCAUCUCGUUGCCAAAGCAUUCGUAUUGUCGGUUACAAACCAGAGAAUCACUCAUUUUUGUAAAUACACGGCACCGUCUUUGGUAUUCGAUCUUCCAUGUUCUUUUCGAUCUAAUCGAGAUAGAUUAAAUAAUGUCGCGGCGGCAAUUUUUGUUGUUAAGAUUAUUUAUCGCGCUGAUAAACGUGAGAUACAAACAUGUAUAAUAUAUUAAUAUAUUGUAUAUUAAUGUAAUUCAUUGUAGACCAUGUACAGAUACAUUUUGCGAAUAAGUCUAUUUUUCGAUACGUCAUUAUCCUGAACAGCUCUAAAGAUUUAUUUAAGAAAUGUAAUGUGUACGUUUGUAAUAUGUAAAAUGUAACAAAGUGUAACAUAUACAUGUAAUUUAUAUCCUAAUCUCGCUGUCAUUUUUCUUUAGAUAAUAUGUCGUAAGAAAUACUUUCCUCAUUUUUAUUCUCCAACAUGAAUGUUGGCCAUUAACUCAUUAAUGGCCAACGUUCUAUCUUUGAGAUGAAAAUUUUAUUAAGAACAAAAUAACUCUCUUGAAAGUAAUAAAUUACUCUCCUU
Molecule: messenger RNA, 7102 nt
Organism: Solenopsis invicta (red fire ant)
Lineage: Eukaryota; Metazoa; Arthropoda; Insecta; Hymenoptera; Formicidae
Gene: Cad89D
Product: cadherin-89D
Exons: 22
Coding region: 547-6471 (1974 amino acids)
Biological process (GO): homophilic cell-cell adhesion
Cellular component (GO): plasma membrane
Molecular function (GO): calcium ion binding
Source: RefSeq, a predicted model, not a curated record